Molecule: messenger RNA, 1260 nt
Organism: Laccaria bicolor S238N-H82
Lineage: Eukaryota; Fungi; Basidiomycota; Agaricomycetes; Agaricales; Hydnangiaceae
Exons: 7
Coding region: 1-1260 (419 amino acids)
Source: RefSeq, a predicted model, not a curated record
AUGAUGAUGAAAAAAUGUGAAGUCCGGAAAGCAGUCCUUUUCACAGCUGGGCAUGGUGCGAUACCUGUCCAUUCACUUCAUCUAUAUUGUGAAUACUGCAAAGUCAACUACCACCAUAACUUUCGUGUCGUCGGUGAACAUCAAUUUGCAGAAAGAAAACUGAUCAAUCUGUGGAUAUCAAUGAUGUUAAUGGCCUGGACUUCAGCUACAAACUGUGCACGCAUUUUUAAUGCAUCAAUGACAGAAGAUGUCUUCCCUGACUGGCAGUUCAGUCUCUCCGUGACCUCAGAUCAAGUUUACGAUGGCUUUACAAUUCUAUCCCUUCUUGAAGACUGUAUCUCUCAGCAGAAAACUCUUGUCGUACCACAUGGGGGUGCAUCACGAGAUCAGUUAUACCAUUAUUGUAAAAAGUGCACACAUAUAUUUGAAAAUCCCCAUCGAAAGACAUCUGUUAUUGUCAUUGAUGGUGUGACUGUCUCCCAUCCGUGUUGCGGUGUUCCAAACUGCAAGACUCCUUUAGCUAAUAACCAUCACCGAUUCUGUCCGGGGCACUCUCACAUGAACAGUAUCUGUUCAAUUGUUGGUUGCUCAAACCCAGCUGUUCCAGGGAGAAAGUCUUGUGGUCAUGUAGAUCAUCAACACAUCGAGGAUGUGCACAACGAGCGAAGGGAAGGUCCUGUUCCUGUAACACCAAACUCGACCGCUUUGAAACCCCGCAUUCACGCUCAGUUUGGUCGAUGCCGAACGCAUAAUGAGCAACUAUUUGUUGCGCCGUGUGGAAUUAUUGUUGCUCGAGAAACCUUUUAUCACGCUGAAGCCCUCUAUAGUGUUAUCGAAAUGAUAAAACGAACCUACCGGCUGCCGGGUACCAUGCCAGAACACAUAUUCUUCGACAACAACUGUUCUAUUAAAAAAAUUGUCAAGAACGACCCCAUUUUUCAGAAGGUUGGACUCACAGUGGAUGUCUUCCACUUCAAGUGCAAGCAUAGCAUCGAGGAUCUGUUCUGUCAAAGGAACUGCAAUCCUUCCGCAUAUCCAGAGCUGCUCGGAGAGAAUGGGAAAGCAUGGUACUUUAAUUCCUCCAUUGCAGAACAGACGAAUGCAUGGUUGGGAGGAUAUCAGUCAAUUUGUCGCGAGAUGACAGCACAUCAUUUUAAUUUUUUUUUGGAUGAAAUGAUCCGUCACAGGAAUAUAGUCAUGAAGAACAAGCUUGAGAGGGAGGGGAGCCAGCCCAAGACAUGGAUUAUUCCGACCGUCUAG